AUAAUACUGAUCACGAGGGCAACGAGAGAUUAACAGAUGUGAUGAUCGCUCUUAUGAUGUCUGAGAAGAAAUUGGGGCCAAAAGUCUACGGACUCUUCGAAAGCGGACAAAUCCAGAAAUAUUACCAACACCGAUGUUUUCGUGUUGACGAACAAAAGGAUCCAAAACUGGUACAAGAAUUGGCCCAAAAGUUGGCGAGAAUUCACUCGACAGUGGUUCCCAUAAAGAAGGACUCGAAAUGGAUGUUCAGUUUUUUCGACAAUUCCUAUAGCGAUGCCAACAAACGCUUUGAUUUGAAGUCUUUGUACGAAGAGUGCAAUUGUGAGACAUUGAAAACACAUGACUUGAUACAGGAGUUGGAAUGGCUUAAGGAGACUAUCAUUAAAGUUGAUUCUCCGGUGACUUUCACUCACAUAGACUUCAGAGGUUCUAAUAUAAUGGUCACAGAAAAUGAUGGCAUAGUUAUCUGUGACUUCGAGUACUCAUGCAAUGGCUACCGGGGCUAUGAUUUCGGUACUAUAUUUGUGGAGUGGGGUAAGAAAUUUGGUGAGACAACCAAAUUGGGACAGGGCUUUGUCGAUGACAGUAGUAUCAGUCCAUUCAUUGAGGCAUAUAUUGAAGAGUCGGUGAAAAUAUUUGGCAAAGAGUUUACAAGUGAUGAAAGGAAUUCAUUUGAACACAUCAUGAGAGAAGUGAAAGUGUUUUCUUUGGCGGCCUUUAUGUUCGUUAUAUUAUUCUCUAUUCGUUUGAAUGAAUCAUUUAUUACGGAAAUGCCUUUUGAUAAGAAGAUGCAA
Molecule: messenger RNA, 794 nt
Organism: Oppiella nova
Lineage: Eukaryota; Metazoa; Arthropoda; Arachnida; Sarcoptiformes; Oppiidae
Source: the annotation of a GenBank genome assembly